Molecule: messenger RNA, 1862 nt
Organism: Nicrophorus vespilloides
Lineage: Eukaryota; Metazoa; Arthropoda; Insecta; Coleoptera; Silphidae
Product: sensory neuron membrane protein 1-like
Exons: 7
Coding region: 14-1741 (575 amino acids)
Cellular component (GO): membrane; cytoplasm
Molecular function (GO): scavenger receptor activity
Source: RefSeq, a predicted model, not a curated record
UCGUACGCGGCGCAUGAGGACUGAGACGAAGUUCGUCAAGAGAUUCUUGAAGUUGAUCUUUCCUCAGCUUGGGACCGCCGAAAAGGGAGUGAAAUUAAUCAAGCUCAGUGUCCGUACGUACAAGACAACCAAACGAAUUCGGGAAGCGAGAAUGAAGCUCGCAUAUAAAGUGGGAAUCGGCUCCGUGGGGAUGUUCGUGUUCAUCAUCCUUUUCGGGUGGAUUGCUUUCCCAAAAAUAUUGAGUAACAAGAUCAAAAGUAUGUGCACAUUGAAAGAAGGCACGGAUAUAAGAGAGAUGUAUCUGAAAGUACCUUUUCCAUUGGUAUUUAAAGUCUAUAUGUUUAAUGUAACUAAUCCUGUUGAAGUCACAGCAGGGGCUAUACCUAUUGUCCAAGAAGUUGGACCUUUUGUAUACGACGAAUGGAAAGAGAAAGUUCACAUAGAGGAAGAUGAAUCUGAGGAUACAAUGACUUAUACUAUCAAAAAUACGUUUAUAUUCAAUCGCGAACUAACAAAACCAUUAACUGGGAAUGAACUAGUAACAAUACCGCAUCCGCUUCUUGCUGCCUUAGCCAUGGCCGUUGAAAGGGAUAAACCUUCUGCUUUAUCUCUUGUGAACAAAGCUCUGAAUAGCAUCUACAGAGGACCAACAACACCAUUCUUGACAGCUUCGGUGCAGGAUAUUUUGUUCGAUGGAGUUUACAUUUUAUGCAACGUAUCAGAUUUUGCUGGCAAAGCUGUUUGCGCUCAACUAAAGAUGGAAGCUACAGACCUGGUCGAAGUGGAACCAAAUAUUUUUAGAUUUUCUAUAUUUGGACCGAAAAAUGGUACUUUAGGGCAAAGGGUCAAAGUUAAACGCGGUGUAAAAAAUUCCCACGACCUGGGAAAAGUCGUUGAAUUCGAAGGACAGACUGAAUUGGAAAUUUGGGGAUCUGAAGAAUGUAACACUUAUCAAGGAACGGAUACAACAAUAUUUCCACCGUUUCUAACGAAAGAAGAGGGACUGGUUUCCUUUGCACCAGAUCUCUGCAGAGUUUUAGCAGCGUAUUAUGUUGAUGAUACUAAAUACGCAGGAUUGCCUGUGAGGCGAUAUUCAGCAGAUUUUGGUGAUCCAUCGUCUAAUCCCGAAGAUCAGUGCUACUGCCAAGCUCCAGAUAAGUGUCUAAAAAAAGGGGUUUUCGAUUUAUACAACUGCAUCAAAGCUCCUUUAAUUGCUUCUUUACCUCAUUUCUACUUAAGCGAUCCAAGUUAUGUGAACGGUGUUAAAGGGCUCAAUCCGAACGCAAAAGAUCACGAAAUAACAAUUCUUUUUGAAUCUAUGACCGGUUCUCCUGUAGCUGCCAAAAAGAGAAUGCAAUUCAGUUUACCCGUUCACGCUUUAGCCAAAGUAAAUGUAAUGAAAAAUCUAGCUGACACAGUGAUUCCUUUAUUUUGGGUCGAAGAAGGUGUAGAAUUGAAUUCGACGUGGACCAAGCAGUUGAAUGACCAACUUUUCAAAGUGCUAAAAAUCACGAAAAUCAUGAAAUAUUUGAUUUUGGUUAUGUCGAUGGGCGGAAUGGGUGCCGCUGUUUACUUACACUACUCUAGGAAGAAGGAGGUCACAAUUACACCUGUCCGUAGUACAGAGACCAGCAACGGGGAAACUAACAGAAGUAAUGUUAUCAGUAUGUUAGGACAAAAUAAAGCGUUAGGUGGUCAUGUAAACCAUGCGAUGUCUGCCAACGAAAUUGAUAAGUAUUAGAUCAGUUAUAACAUUGCAAAUUGCUCACUUUAGACGUUGCAAAUGUACAAAUUAUAAUAUUAGAUUUUACCAAAGACACAUAGUUUUAUAGUUCAGUCUGUGAUCGCAACGAUAUAGAAUC